Messenger RNA from Ectocarpus sp. CCAP 1310/34, 1348 nucleotides. The record is from the annotation of a GenBank genome assembly. Lineage: Eukaryota; Phaeophyceae; Ectocarpales; Ectocarpaceae.
AUGCCAUGGAAACAAGGCGUCAAACACCGCCGCGCUCCCUCUCUCGACUCCCCAAUCGGGUGGCGCCUCGCGCACACGUCAACCGGUGAGAACCCGGACAGGUUUGAUCUCCUGGGGGUAUCGGUCACGCCAGCGAACUCGUGGUGGAAGGUGGGUGCGGCAGCCACCCGAAAGAUCCUGUGGACUCUCUCCAAGAAACACACCUCCUCUUCCUCCUCCUCCUCCUCCUCCUCCUCCUCCGGUGCUACCGAAGGGCGGAUUCCCGUCGCCGAGUCCACGCUGAAUGGCGUGAACGCCUUCCCAGACGCGUGGCGGUGCGAUGCCUGCAAGCUGAACCUGCUGCCGCAGCUAAACGGCUUUGAGACCGAGGAAGAGGCCCUCCGGCUAGAGAAAGGGGAGGACGGGAUUUCAGGUCAGCUGCUGCUGGCGCAGACCCUGCUCGCCUCCGAGUCGCCGGUGACGGUCGUCGCCACGGGCCCCUUGACCAACCUGGCCUGGGUGCUGGACAACUUUCCGGAGGCAUCACGCAAGAUCGACAAGGUUUUAAUCAUGGGGGGUGCGAUCGACGUUCCUGGCAACGUGUUCGCGGACGACGUGGAAGGCUUCGACGGAUCGGCGGAAUGGAACAUUUUCUGGGACCCGCCGGCGGCAAAGCGGGUGUGGGACUCCGAUCUAGAACUGGUGCUGACGCCUCUGGACGCCACCAACGAGGUGCCGAUCACGAAGGAAACGCUUCUCAGGCUAGGUCGGCAGAACCAGUGCGCGUCGUCGGCUCUUGUGGGGAGCAUUUGGGCCCUGGCGGGAGCGCAUCUGCUGGAGACCAAGACGCGACCGUUCUUCGCGUGGGAUCUGCUCACGGUGGCCCAGCUGGUGCACCCCGAGCUGUUCACGACGUCGCAGGUGGAGUGCGACGUCGUCAUCGGGGGAGCCAGCCAGGGGCGCACCGUACGAACGGCAACAACAGCAAGGGCGACGGCAGAGGCAGCAGCGGCAACUGCAGAACGACCACAUCAACAACAGCGCUCGCCACCAGCCGGGAAUGAGAAGGAGGAUGACAAUGGCAGGGGUGAAGGUACCGUCGGUGGCGACGCUGUCGGCACUGGUGGUGCUGGUGGUCGUGGUCGAACAGUGACCGUGAUACGAGCGCGGGACCCGAAGGAGCUCGUUGACGUCAUCCUCGCCGACCUGUGCUCGUCGUGCGACGGCGGUGGUGCUUCGUCGUAGCCGCGUGGCAUGUGGUUGGGUUGAUCAACCAAUCUCACGAAAUAGGUGGUGAGAGAUAGAGGAAUCUCAGGACGUACGUACUUCCCGUAGGAAUAAUGGAGGUGGCAUAGUCUAAUGUUGUUUU